GUUUCAGCGUUCCUCCUUAGAAAUAAAGGUAGAAGCAGCAAUAUUAAGGUGACCAACCACAUUGACACGCGCGCCAAAACACAAUGGCGGAGGAAGACGUGCCUUCUGUUACAGCAAAAAGAGCAAAGAAAAGGAAGAAAAAAGAGCAGAAGGAUGAACAAAUCACUGAAGAGAAAAAACCUAAAAAUGACUGCAACAUUUCUUGUUCUUGGGAUGAAGAUGCUGACAAAUUGUUGAUUAACUUUGUCGAGGAAAAUUACACCCGCCCGAACAGACCGAAGUUGAUAUUGCCAAAGCAUAUUCAGUGGCAAUUGGUUGCUAGAAAGAUUUCCGCAGAGAGGAACCUCAAUGUUAACAAAUUUGAAGCCAGAACAAGGUGGGAUGAGCUAGCAAAAGACGUACGUAAGUUUAGAACAGUUCCUGAAAUAACUGAAGAUAUUAAGAGAAAUUUGGAAUUUCAUUUCAACACAAUGCCUAAAAAACCAAUGUCUGCCUAUCAGCAUUUCUGGUUGUCGAAGAAAGAUUCAAUUAAAAAGAAAUAUCCAGAAAUGGCUUUGCCUGAAUUGUCAAAACGUCUUGGCAAAAAGUGGAGAGAGUUGCCAGCUGAUAAGAAAGUAAAAUAUGAAAAGCGUGCAAAGGAGAAAAUGGAUGAGUAUGCAGUCGAACUUGACAACUGGAAAAGGGAAAAUCCUGCUGCAUUGGAGGAACUUGAUGAAAGAAAGGUUAAAAACAAGAAUGAUGUUGCAAAUAGCAAGAAGACUUCAGCAUUUGAGAUAUUUUGUGAGAAAAAAUUUGGGGAUAUGAAGGAAAAACAUCCUGAUUUAGAUGAAGCAGGAGUGAAAGCAAAACUGACAAAGAGAUGGGAAAAAUUGAAAGAUCAUAAGAAGGAAAAGUUCAUCCAGGAAGCUAGUGAAAUCAAUGCCACUAAAAAAGGGACAGAAAAAAAAGGGAAGAAAGCAUCUGGGAAGAAACGUUCUCACCAACCUCUGAAUCCAUACACUUUGUUUUUUAAAGAUGAAAGGAUCAGGUUACUAAAAGAGAGCCCGGGUUUGUCAUUCGGUGAAAUAGCUUCAAUGGUUGCAAAAGAAUGGAAAAUUCUUGAUCCUGAAAAAGUAGAACAAUAUAAGCAAAAGGCCAGUGAACUCAAGCAGAUACACAAUGAUGAGAAGAUUAAAGAUGAUACUAAGAAGAAUACACCAAACGAGUCUUGAGAAAAUAACAGCUUUUAUUGGAAAUUCUGGAAAGAUAUUAAGUUUUUAUCAGUUUUAAAAUAAGUGUUAGCUCUUUAAGCUUUUAGAGUAAGAUGCUUUAUUAUAGCCUUGCUGCCUUUGUGAACAAAGCUAUAGUCAUAUUUUGCCAUGUAAUUGACAGGGGACUUUAGAAAGAUUAUGUAACUGUCCACCUUAAA
Molecule: messenger RNA, 1408 nt
Organism: Rhopilema esculentum
Lineage: Eukaryota; Metazoa; Cnidaria; Scyphozoa; Rhizostomeae; Rhizostomatidae
Product: nucleolar transcription factor 1
Source: RefSeq, a predicted model, not a curated record